UCCUUCAUAUAACACCCACCAUGAAUUCCAAAUUCUUGCUCAAUCCGCAUCACUGACUCAAUGGAGCAGUUGCUUAAGCAAAGGAGGUUAAGAUUCUCUGGUGUAGGACAAGAAAAGGCAGAAGGAACCAGCGACAUUAAGGACAGUAAGACACCAGCCCAAAAGACUCCGUCCUUCAAAGGAGGUCUUGCAGAUAAGAGAAGCCAGAGCUGGUUGCAGAGACAAUUCACCAAACAAAUGAGCCGGAGUGAUGAACCCGCCGGCGAAGACGAAGUGGCGGCUGCCGUGGCUGCUGCAGCCUUGGCAGUCGAGAGGAUCCAAGAUUCCGACACACCCGACCGAAGCCCAAUGAGUCCGGGCCCUGAGCGCUCCUUAACCAGGGCCAAGUCCAAAAGGCAAUCUGCAUCGAGGCGACCAGAAACUGGUGAAGAAUCAAUGAAGAUACCCAUAACCGGUCCCGCCCAACCCGUGCAAAAACGUCCUAGUUUUGUCGAGAAGCUCUUGGAAAGCACCGAGGACUCGGAAGAAGAGGACGCCGAAGAAGGAGCACCCACACCGCCAAAACCAUCCCCUUCCAUGAAGAGGGCCUCCUCAUCAGCUGGUAAACAGUUCGAGAAGGUCCCCAGUAUGAAACCUGAGAUCUUGCCGUCCCCGACGUCCGAACGGCUUCCCACCAUCAAACCACCACCUCCGCGGCCACGCCAGCUCAAAACUGGGCAAAGUUCGGCAAUUCCUGGAGGCAAACAGAAAGCGGAUAUCUGGAUCAGAGAGGAGAUGUCUAGGAUCAACGAUAGGUACGCCAAACUGAACUCAACCAUAAACACGUGGGAGACCCAUAAGAGGAAAAAGGCCAAAAGCAAAUUGAUCGAGACAGAGGGUGAACUGGAGAAGAAGAGAGACAACGCGUUGAAAACAUUUCAGACCGAGAUGGACAGCAUUGAAAAAUUCACGGCCGCAGCAAGAAAACAAGCAGAGGAAAGGCAAAGAAAUGAAGAGUUGAAGGCCCAAGAAAAAGCAAAUAGAAUCAGAACCACUGGGAAACUUCCGACCAGAUGUCUCUGCUUCUAAAAUCGCCAGCCCUGAACUGGCUCUCCUAAAAUAAUCGAAAUUGCGGAUGUAAAAUAUAUUUGUUUUCUCUCGAUGUGAUCACGAUAAUACAUUUGUACAGUCUGAGUUUGCAAGAUUUUACA
Messenger RNA from Eucalyptus grandis, 1190 nucleotides. Its product is annotated as remorin 1.4. The transcript is spliced from 6 exons. The record is from RefSeq and is a predicted model, not a curated record. The coding region runs from base 61 to 1068 and encodes 335 amino acids. Lineage: Eukaryota; Viridiplantae; Streptophyta; Magnoliopsida; Myrtales; Myrtaceae.